UAAUGGGAAAUUAAUGUUAAUGUGUCGAAAGCGAGAAAGAAACAGAAUAAGUAUUAACUCCAGCAAAAAAUUAUCAAUAACUAUAAUUAAAUGAUGAAUAGUAACAAGCUUUAAGUAAUUCAAUUGGCAAAACUCUUCAAAUAUAAAUUUGUGAGUAACCUUUGCAAACUCCUAUUGUAACACCUGGAAAGGCAUUGCCAGUAUCUUCAAGAUAUUUUGAUAAUAAACAAGUUUUAGCUAAUGAUAAUGGUAGUGAAAAUCAGAACAAGCAAUCAUUUGAAAAGAGUUAACAUUAAUAUGAAUUUGAAAAUGGAGCCAUUUAUAAAGGAGAAUGGGUAACAAAAUGUCUAUAAAGAUAAGAUUGGAGAUAUAAGAGAAGGGUUUGGAGAAUAAGUUUGGAAGGAUGGAGCAAAAUACGUUGGAUAAUGGAAAAAUAAUAAAGCUGAGGGUUAGGGUACAUUUUAUCAUGUUGAUGGAGACAUAUGUACAUAUUGAAUAUAUUGCCAGAUGAAGGAGAAUGGAAAGAUGAUAAAGCACAUGGAAAGGGAAAAUAUAUACAUGUUAAUGGAGCAUAAUAUGAUGGAGAUUGGUUUGAAGACUAAUAACAUGGAAAGGGAGUUGAAACAUGGACUGAUGGAAGUAAGUAUGAAGGAGACUAUAAAAAUGGAUAAAAAGAAGGCUAUGGAAAAUAUUUAUGGCCAGAUGGAAGUAGCUAUGAAGGCUAAUGGAUAAAUAAUAAAAUUAAUGGUUUUGGAAAAUAUAAUUGGGCUGAUGGAAGAAGUUUUGAAGGUUAUUGGUUGGCUAAUUAGAUGCACGGGAAAGGUAUAUACAAAUGGCCAGAUGGAAGAGUUUAUGAAGGAGAUUACAUCUAUGAUAAAAAACAUGGAUUCGGUACUUACAUUUGGAAUGAUGGUAAGAAGUAUGUUGGAAAUUGGUUUGAAGGUAAGUAACAUGGAAAAGGGUAAUUGAUUUUUGCAGAUGGGUAAAUUAUUGAAGGAGAAUGGCAUGAAGGCAAAAGAAUUAAAUGA
Paramecium pentaurelia is the source of this 1028-nucleotide messenger RNA. NCBI's taxonomy places the organism in Eukaryota, Ciliophora, Oligohymenophorea, Peniculida, Parameciidae. The record is from the annotation of a GenBank genome assembly.